Messenger RNA from Dichotomopilus funicola, 1476 nucleotides. RefSeq lists its product as uncharacterized. Bases 1 to 1476 code for a protein of 491 amino acids. Lineage: Eukaryota; Fungi; Ascomycota; Sordariomycetes; Sordariales; Chaetomiaceae. The record is from RefSeq and is a predicted model, not a curated record. The transcript has 5 exons.
AUGUCGACGGAUAGGACGCAUCUGUCCCGGACGUUUCUCGUCCUCCUUCUCAUCCAAGUCCCCUUGGCUGUGGUGACCAUCUCGGCUUCGAUUCUCAGCUUCAGCGUUCACGCAGCGCCGUCUGCUGUGGCGAUUGCUGUGACCAUCUUACACCCCCUACUCGCCCUCUUCUACUCCUCACGGGCCCGCGGCCACCGUCUUCAUCUGUAUGUGACGCUGUUUGGCCUCGUGGUAUGCACCGGCCUGCUCUGUAUUCCCUUGGCCUUCUUCGCACGGCGGGUGCACAUGGUCAACCGGCACCCUGAAGACGCGACUAGGACGGUGUCAGCCUGGGCCAAAGUCGGGUCUGCUACGACCUCUUUGAGCAUUCUCCUGGACCUCGCUUUGGCGGUUGUUCUUGUCUAUCCUCGACGCCAAUAUGCCCCGCCCGAGUCGGAAAAGGCGUCGUUCAUUACCGCAUCGAGUGAUACUCCUCCUCAGUUGCCCCCUCUUUCGUCCCUAAACCACCACCGAAUCUCCUUUCCAGACCGCCCGCCCACGGCUUCGCCCAGUCCGAAUCCCAACGCCCAUAUCCCGCCUACCAUUACGUUGGUUCCCGAGUCGGACUCGGACUCUGAUGGUCGAACCUCGCCAGCGCCCAUUCCAGUCCAACCUGCUGCAACAGCAGUCACAGCAUCAAAACGAGUAACUCGGUCGUUAUCCACCAAAACCCUACCCCCUCUUCCCCCGGUCACACCACCACAACAACACCAAGCGUCCAUGUCCCCCGCAGUCCAACCACCAUCUCAUUCCCUCCCUCCAUAUCCUUCAACUCCAACUCCCAGCCCACCUACCCCCUCCCCCAUAGACCAACUAUCCCCCAUAACCCAACCCACAUCACCACCCUCCCAACAACCACAACAACAGCAGCCCUCACCAUCACCCUCCCCCUCACCCACAGCCCUACGCACACUUACCCCAACACAACCCCCCCGGCCCACCUCCCUCUACACCUACGACCCCACCCAACCCCUCAACCGCAUCGCCCUUCUCCUAGCCCUCACCUCUCACCAGCUCGGCCCCGGCAACUGGCCAGCCACCGAAGCCGUGCUCACACUCUUGCGGAUCUGGGCGUCGGGGGGAGGUGAUAUGAAUAGAGGGGUGGGGGAUAUUAACCUCGGGUUGAGUGGGAAUGGGAAUUCAGGGGGGAAUACAGGGGCGAAAGGGAAUGGACGGGGCGUUACAGCGUUGGCGCAUGCGUGUUUGGUGGAUUUGAGUCAGCGGGUGUGGGCUGCGCAGAGGGGUGGCAUUCACAACACCAAUACCAACAGCCAAGGCAACCCCAUCACCUGCACCCCCAACGUCGAAUCCCACAACGCCAGGCCUCACAAAACCGACACCCACUACAUGCCCAGCAUCCCCAACAGCACCCACACCCACCCCAUACCCAGCAUCCACACUCACACGACCAGCAUCAUCAACAACACCCAGAAAUAA